This is a messenger RNA of Poecilia latipinna (sailfin molly), 3478 nucleotides long. Its product is annotated as talin-1-like. Gene Ontology annotation, molecular function: actin binding; integrin binding; structural constituent of cytoskeleton. Gene Ontology annotation, biological process: cell-cell adhesion; actin cytoskeleton organization. Gene Ontology annotation, cellular component: focal adhesion; cytoskeleton; cytoplasm. Lineage: Eukaryota; Metazoa; Chordata; Actinopteri; Cyprinodontiformes; Poeciliidae. The transcript has 25 exons. Bases 293 to 3478 code for a protein of 1061 amino acids. The record is from RefSeq and is a predicted model, not a curated record.
ACGUAGACAAGCUGGGUGGAGUUUCAGGCAACGGCACCCCAGUUCGGAGCGGAUAGGGAGGGGAGAGAAAAGUCGCUUUGGGCCUUUCCCCUGGUUUAAAACUUUAUUCUGUUGGAAAACUGUUAGAAAAAAACUUUUACGGACGUGACUUCAUCGCUCGAAGAGCCGUCGACGGGACAGCAGUGGGGCGCUCAGGACGUGUCCAACCCCCAACUUCAACAUCUGACUGGACAGUCUGUAACACAGUGGUUAUCUUCAGGUGUGGAGUGGGUGGCAGAGUGGAGCAGCAAUCAUGGUUGCCUUGUCAUUAAAAAUUGGUGUGGGGAAUGUGGUGAAAACGAUGCAGUUUGAACCCUCCACAAUGGUCUAUGAUGCCUGCCGCAUCAUCAGGGAAAGAGUUCCUGAGGCACAGCUUGGCCAGCCCAAUGACUAUGGGCUGUUUCUGUCUGACGAAGACCCAAAAAAAGGCAUCUGGCUGGAGGCUGGGAAGGCCCUGGACUACUAUAUGUUAAGGAAUGGGGACACCUUGGAAUACAAGAAGAAGCAGAGGCCUCUGAAAAUCCGCAUGUUAGAUGGCACAGUAAAGACUGUCAUGAUAGACGACUCCAAGAUCGUCAGUGACAUGCUCAUGACCAUCUGUGCUAGAAUAGGUAUAACAAAUUAUGAUGAGUACUCAUUGGUGCGAGACAUUGGUGAGGAAAAGAAAGAAGAAACCACAGGAACACUGAAAAGAGACAAGACUCUCCUAAGAGAUGACAAGAAGAUGGAGAAGUUGAAGCAGAAACUCCACACAGACGAUGAGUUGAACUGGUUGGACCAUGGGAGGACACUGAGGGAGCAGGGUGUGGAAGAGACAGAGAUGUUGCUGUUGAGAAGAAAGUUUUUCUACUCAGACCAGAAUGUGGACUCCAGAGACCCUGUUCAGCUUAACCUACUUUAUGUACAGGCUCGUGAUGACAUCCUGAAUGGAUCACAUCCAGUUUCAUUUGACAAAGCCUGUGAGUUUGCGGGCUACCAGUGCCAGAUUCAGUUUGGUGAUCACAAUGAGUCCAAACACAAGCCUGGAUUCUUAGAUUUAAAGGAGUUCCUGCCUAAGGAAUACAUUAAAAAUAAAGGGGAGAAAAAAAUCUUCCAGGCACAUAAAAACUGUCAGAACAUGACAGAGAUUGAGGCCAAAGUCAGCUAUGUGAAGCUGGCCAGGUCUUUGCAAACCUACGGCGUCUCGUUCUUCCUGGUUAAGGAAAAAAUGAAAGGCAAAAACAAACUGGUCCCUCGUUUGCUGGGAAUCACCAAGGAGAGCGUAAUGAGAGUAGAUGAGAAGACCAAGGAGGUCAUCCAGGAGUGGAGUCUGACAAACAUCAAACGCUGGGCUGCGUCACCCAAGAGCUUCACUUUGGACUUUGGAGACUACCAGGAUGGGUACUACUCUGUGCAAACCACAGAGGGAGAGCAGAUUGCCCAGCUUAUUGCUGGUUACAUUGAUAUCAUCCUCAAAAAGAAAAAAAGUAAGGACCACUUUGGCUUUGAUGGAGAUGAUGAAUCACCCAUGGAGGAGGACUCUGUGUCUCCCAAAAAGUCGACUGUAAUGCAGCAGCAGUUCAACAGGAUGGGCAAGGCAGAGACGGGCUGUGUUGCCCUGCCAGCCAUCAUGCGCUCAGGAGCUGGAGGUCCAGAGAGUUUCCAGAAGGGUUCCAUGCCCCAGGCCAAACAGCACAUUACCAGUGGGCAGAUGCACAGAGGACACAUGCCUCCUCUGACAUCAGCACAGCAAGCCCUAACUGGAACCAUCAACUCCAGCAUGCAGGCCGUCCAGGCGGCCCAGGCCUCUCUGGAUGAUUUUGAUACGCUGCCCCCAUUAGGAACAGAUGCUGCAUCCAAAGCCUGGCGCAAAAACAAGAUGGAUGAGUCCAAGCAUGAGAUCCAUUCCCAGGUGGAUGCCAUUACAGCAGGCACAGCAUCCAUGGUCAACCUCACAGCAGGUGAUCCAGCUGAGACGGACUAUACAGCGGUUGGCUGUGCAGUCACCACAAUCUCAUCCAACCUGACUGAGAUGUCAAAGGGUGUGAAACUACUGGCAGCCCUGAUGGAGGACGAAGGUGGAAACGGGCAGCAGCUGCUGGGUGCUGCCAAGAAUCUGGCCAGUGCUGUUUCUGACAUGCUGAAGACAGCUCAGCCGGCAAAUACAGAGCCUCGUCAAAACUUGUUGCAAGCUGCAGGAAAUGUUGGUCAAGCUAGUGGAGAACUCCUGUCUCACAUUGGCGAGACAGACACUAAUCCACAGUUCCAGGAUAUGUUGAUGCAGCUGGCAAAAGCUGUGGCUAAUGCUGCAGCAGCUCUGGUGCUCAAAGCUAAGAACGUGGCCCAGAAGACGGAGGACUCGGCCCAGCAGAACCGGGUUAUUGCAGCAGCUACACAGUGCGCUCUCUCCACGUCUCAGCUGGUCGCCUGCACCAGGGUGGUGGCUCCAACCAUUAGUUCCCCAGUGUGCCAGGAGCAGCUGAUAGAGGCAGGCAAGCUGGUGGCCAAGUCAGUAGAAGGAUGUAUGGAGGCCUCCCAGAUGGCCACCAACGACGAGGGUCUUCUAAAACAGGUUGGCCAGGCUGCCACAGGGGUCACUCAGGCCCUCAAUGAGCUGCUGCAGCACAUCAAGCAGUACGCCAGCGGAGGCCAUCCUAUUGGACGGCAUGGAGAGGCCACUGACUGCAUCCUGGAUGUUACUGAGAAGAUCUUUAAUGCAAUGGGAAAUGCUGGUGAGAUGGUUCGCCAGGCUCGUAUUCUUGCCCAGGCCACGUCUGAUCUUGUCAAUGCCAUCAAAAUGGAUGCAGAGGGAGAGUCUGAUCUGGAAAACUCCCGCAAGCUUCUCUCUGCAGCCAAACUUCUGGCUGAUGCCACUGCUAAAAUGGUGGAGGCUGCUAAGGGUGCAGCCGCCAAUCCUGACAGUGAGGAACAGCAGCAGAAACUGCGUGAAGCUGCAGAAGGCCUGCGGAUGGCCACCAAUGCUGCUGCCCAGAAUGCUAUCAAGAAGCGGCUCAUCAACAAUCUGGAGAAUGCUGCCAAACAAGCCGCAGCAGCUGCCACUCAGACGAUAGCUGCAGCCCAGCAUGCUGCCUCAUCCAACAAGAAUCAGGCUGCACAGCAACAGCUCGUCCAGAGCUGCAAGGUGGUGGCAGAGCAGAUCCCUCAGCUGGUUCAAGGAGUCCGAGGCAGCCAGUCUCAGCCUGACAGCCCCAGUGCCCAGCUUGCCCUCAUUGGUGCUAGUCAGAACUUCCUGCAGCCAGGAGCUAAGAUGGUAACAGCAUGUAAAGCCACUGUUCCAACCAUCAAUGACCAGGCAUCAGCCAUGCAACUCAGCCAAUGCGCUAAGAAUCUGGCCAGCGCCCUGGCAGAACUUCGCACUGCCUCACAGAAGGUAAAAGGUCAUGACCUCCACCUGAAUCAUUGUCUUCUGCCCCAUGUUGAUGGAUUACAGGAGACAUGA